This is a messenger RNA of Guillardia theta CCMP2712, 1296 nucleotides long. RefSeq lists its product as hypothetical. The transcript is spliced from 16 exons. The record is from RefSeq and is a predicted model, not a curated record. The coding region runs from base 1 to 1296 and encodes 431 amino acids. Gene Ontology annotation, molecular function: transmembrane transporter activity. Gene Ontology annotation, cellular component: membrane. Lineage: Eukaryota; Cryptophyceae; Pyrenomonadales; Geminigeraceae. Gene Ontology annotation, biological process: transmembrane transport.
AUGGAAGUUUGCAUGCAGUCCAAUCCCAACGAGAACGAUUCCGGAUCCUCAGCUUCUGCAGCAGCUCCCAACGGAAUCCCUCCCUGGCUCGUGCCAUUCUUGGUGCCGGCUGCGGGAGGAGCGCUCUUUGGGUACGACAUCGGAGCAUCCAGUGCGGUCGUGCGGAUUCUCGGCGAGAAACAAACUCUCUUCGGGACUCUGGAUCCAGUUCAGCUCGGCCUGGUCGCAAGUGGAAGUUUGUUCGGAGCAGUUGCGGCUUCCGGGGCUCUUAUCUUUAUCGGGGAUAGAUACUUCGGUAGAAAGCAGGAGCUAAUAGCUUCUGGUUUUCUCUACACGUUGGGAACGGCCCUGCAGGCGGCUUCUUCGAGCUUCGGCAUGCUCAUCGGUAGUCGAAUCCUCUACGGGUUGGGGAUCGGAACAGCCAUGCAUGCAGCCCCUCUUUACAUUGCUGAGACGGCACCGUCGGAGCUGCGUGGCAAGCUCGUAUCUCUCAAGGAGGCAGCCAUCGUGUUGGGCAUCGUUGCUGGCUACGCCACAGGAGCAGCUUUUGGAGAUGACGGGGCUUGGAGGAACGUCUUGGCUGCAGCUCUACCAAUCGAAGCUGCGAUGAUUCUAGGUUUUCCAUCUCCAAGUAUCUCAUGCGUUCCUGAGGAACUCAAGAAGCGGAGGAAGCAGUCCAAGCUCUUGGUCUCCGACUCAACCAACCGCAAGGCCUUAACCAUUGGUGUGGGACUCGUUCUAUUUCAGCAGCUCUCGGGACAGCCUUCAGUCCUCUACUACGCCAACAGGAUCUUUGAAAGGGCCGGGCUGGGGUUCGAAGCAGCGGCAAUCAUGACCCUCUUAUCCGUGAACCUUGUUGAAGACCCGAAGUGGGGUCGGAGGCCUUUGCUGCUGCUGGGCACCUCUGGCAUGGCCGUUUCUCUGCUGGUGCUGGCGGCUCUAUUUUCAGGAGGAGCGGACUCAAUCAAUCAAUCUGCGGUGAUCGCCUCCAUCGUUGCAUACGUCGGCUGUUACCAGAUUGGCUUUGGGCCCAUCACCUGGCUAAUUCUCUCGGAAGUGUUUCCCCUCAAGAUCCGAGCUGCUGCCGUGUCCGUUGGCACCCUUGCAAACUUUGGCUCCAACGUCCUGGUCACUCUCGCUUUUGAAAGUGAACGACAGAGUCUCGGAGAGACAUUGCUGUUCCUUCAGUUCGCUGCGAUCGCAGUCGCUGCCGUUGCUUUUGAAUUUAAGAUGGUCCCUGAAACUAGGUGGGGCUUGACUCUCGAGCAGAUCGAGGAGAAGAUCCGAGGUGAUUGA